AUGGGUUGUUGUCUAUCAAGUGAUGAGCGUGAAGAGGAACUUCUUGCCGAAAAGAAGAGAAGAGAACAAUCACCACGAGGAGUGGGUAUGGGAGUGGCAAUGAUGAUGCAGCAAGCGGGAGUCCUCAUCGGAGCGAAUUCUCAUCUCGCUCCACCUGAUCCAAACACGCUCGUAGCUCAAAUACGUAAAGCCAAAGCCGAGGGACGCACAGUCACUCUCGUCAACGGCAACCUUUACUUUGACUAUCAUCUCGUCUGCCGGAUACCCCCUCACUAUAAUCUUCAAGUU
Mesorhabditis belari is the source of this 288-nucleotide messenger RNA. The record is from the annotation of a GenBank genome assembly. NCBI's taxonomy places the organism in Eukaryota, Metazoa, Nematoda, Chromadorea, Rhabditida, Rhabditidae.